GUACACUCAAAACAUUGAUUGUAACAACAGCUUGGCGGACUGGACUGGAUUGCUUUGAACUGUGAUCCACCGAACCCCUGUCACUCCUUACUUCAAUCUUGAACGCGCCACCCUGUGCAUUACCCUGUUGCAUGGGCCAGAUUACACCUAAUCAUAUUUUUCCACGCCUUUCGCGACAACCAACAAACCACUUUCUGGGACACACGCCACUUCAUCUCGUUUUUGAAUGCAUGCAAGGCCAGACAGGCGGAAUACAACGCAUCGCAACUUGUAGCCCUACUACAUCCCGCUGCAGCCCUCGACGUUGAACUAAAAAGCAACAGAUCGACAUUUUGGGCGCUUCACGAACUUCUUGGUCGCAAUCAGUUUCUUCCAAGGCACAGAAAAACCCACUGUUCUUUUCCAAACUCAGUUUCAACCCCGGCGACGAUGGAUUCCGUUGAACUCGAUCAGACGCCCUUCGCGGCAGUCUCUGCGCAGACAUCCAGGUUAUCAAGACAAUACCAAGCCGUCCUUGACCAGUCAACACCAUAUGUAAUGUACCGAUGGAUUGGAACUGGUAUCGCGCUUGUGCUCUUCUUCGCCCGUAUUUUCGUGGCACAAGGCUGGUACAUUGUCGCGUAUGCGCUGGGCAUUUACCUGCUCAAUCUCUUCCUCGCUUUCCUCCAGCCCAAGUUCGACCCCUCAAAUGAAGCUCUGGAUAACGACAUGGAGGACGGUGCAGUUGGGGGUCUGCCGACGAAGCAGGACGAAGAGUUCCGUCCAUUCAUCCGCCGUCUGCCCGAGUUCAAGUUCUGGCACGCGGCUACCCGUGCUAUCGUCAUCGGCUUUCUCUGCAGUUGGUUCGAGGUCUUCAACGUGCCCGUCUUCUGGCCCGUUCUGGUUAUGUACUGGUUCAUCCUGUUCUUCCUGACGAUGCGCAAGCAAAUCCAGCACAUGAUCAAGUACCGCUACGUACCUUUUUCAUUUGGAAAGGCUCGGUAUGCCAAAAACAGUUCAUGAAUGACAGGUCAAAGUGGCAUGCCGUGACAUGUUGCACUGGGCUCGUGGUCAAGAAGCGUAUGCUUUUGCAGACGAUCGAGGGCCUGGUAGCAUAAUUCACAUGCCUUGUUGUGGACAGGGUUUCCUCAAUUCAGUUCUCAGAAGUGUUGUAUGAUAUACGAGGAAAGCGUUUUCACGGAGAUGACCAUUCACCGUGAAGAGGGUCAUCUACGUUUACAAGAUUUAAUAUAUCAUAGGGUUGGUCACUCAAGAUCUGGCGAGAUCUAGCUACAGAGAAAGGUAGAAUGGAGUGAGCGCUGCGCUGGUCACCAAUGAUCCACCAACAGAAGCAGAGAAGCUACGUUAAGCUGGGCCUAACAUUUGAAAUGAAGCGAGGGCGUUUGAUUGGUGUGAGCAGCAGAACCUUUUGGGCUAUGUUUUGCACGAUUUUCCUAGGAAGCAUUGAGCUAUACUGCUAUACUGAUAGAAGUAAGGGUGCAAAAUGUCAUUAAGACUCGAUUGAACUGGCGGUUAUUUUAAUUAUAUUGCUGAGCGGG
This is a messenger RNA of Pyricularia grisea, 1538 nucleotides long. RefSeq lists its product as uncharacterized. Gene Ontology annotation, biological process: protein retention in ER lumen; retrograde vesicle-mediated transport, Golgi to endoplasmic reticulum. Gene Ontology annotation, cellular component: Golgi membrane. The coding region runs from base 430 to 1002 and encodes 190 amino acids. The record is from RefSeq and is a predicted model, not a curated record. The transcript is spliced from 4 exons. Lineage: Eukaryota; Fungi; Ascomycota; Sordariomycetes; Magnaporthales; Pyriculariaceae.